CCCCUGCUUGUAUCUUAGAGGUUCAUGUGCCCCUAGAGAAUAAGUUAGUAUUAUAAUAUAAGCACACGAGCGACGACCUCGUGUAUCCGGCGUCUCUCGAUCUCCAGCUUAGAACAGAACUUUCUCGCCUUCGGAUCCGAUCCAUAUAUCCUGCUUGAGGGCCAUGAGGUCACCUUAAACCUCUUAUAGAAGUGUCUCCGGCAAUGAACGAAUACCUGCAAGCGUUGUGGUGGGUGGUUCGCAUGUUUAUUUGCCAGCGUGCGGACAGCGAAGACAAUCACGUCAAACAGUAUGGUACUGAUUGGAAAGAUCCGUUCUGGAGAUAUGAGCUCGAACACCCUGCCGACACCAUGGACGUUGGAUAUAUCAAAACGCAGCUCAAACGCCAACCCCAAGUAACUACUGACGACAUUUGGAUCGCUAACGAAGUCGACAUCCAACUACAUGAACCAUGGGAGGACGACAUUCUAUCUCAGUCAGAUGAAGCCGCAACUAUUCCAGUAGGGCCGGACACACAAGAUCUGAUGGAUGUGGAUCUGCAAGAUUUGAAUGAAGCAACACAAUCAACUUUGUCGGGAACAGAAGUUCAUAUAGCUCUUAGGAGCAAAGCCUCUUGGUUGUGGUUAUGGUUCAGUAAGCAACUCUUUCCUCGACGUCCUGCUACACAAAGGCUCUCAAUACGGUCCAAUUCUCGAGCCUCGUCGAUACUCGACCUCCUGAAACAAUUUUGGCUUGGCGGAGGGGGUUCCGGGACGAGUGAGGAGCAAUACUGCACUCUCGAAAAGAGCCAUGUAAACACUUCACUUGAAUUUUCCAUCGACGAUUGCUGUGAAUUGCGAAGUCUGUUGACUCGACAUCGCGCAUCGAGUCCGCUUUCACAACCACACACAAAAAGCUUACCAAUUCUACAACCAUCUUCUAUUCUCCUACGCUCAACAUCACCGCCAACAGUACGACCACGCAAAACCCACAAAAUGUCCAACCUGAACAGUGGCAACGUCUUCAUGGCGUUUGAGAACUUUCUCGCCUUGGGAUCGGAUCCUUACAUCGUGCUUCAGGGCCACGAAGCGACUUUGAACCUCCUACAGAAGUGUCUCCUGUUAGGAGCCAAAGUACAGCGCUUCCAGGAGGGCCCAAGGGUCUCGCCAUUUACCCCCAUGGCGACUGCACUGAACGCUGUUCGCUUAGCACUGCAGAUCGCCGUCAUGACUGAAGAAGUUCUCUAUCGCUUGAGCCUGGAGCCAUGGUUCUCGGUCCUGGUCGAAGUAUACCGCCAACAAAACAAGAUCGACUCCCCACUAAGUAUCGAAAAGAUACUCUCAGGGCACAUCUGUUGCUUGGACGUACACAGCAGCUUUCUGCUGGUCAAGGCGGUUCAGAUCUCAUACAAUUUGCCGGACCUCGACUUGGGCAUUAUCCAACUCAAAGACAACAUGACAAGCGCAUUUGUCUUCGGACAAGAUGGCCUCCAUGAUGCUCCUACCGCAUGGCUCCUCGCUGAAGGGGCACCGGGCACCCUUGUCUUCCAUGGCAUUGGCCCUGCUCCAGAACAGCAGGUGGAGGUCGUCGAACUGGAGACGGAUCAAAAAGGCGAUAGUGAGGAAGACAGUCCGGAGCGUACAAGCCCUGCCGCAAGCUCUACGCCGCGCAAGACAGCAACUCGCAUCAUUGCGCUACAGACUCCGCUUCCUGGAGAUCUAUCAGCAAAAGAAAUCAUCACAAACCAUCCCCGAAGUCUGCACUAUAUAAACCUGCUCAAGGUGUGCCUCGACUACGACAACAACGAGGUCUUCAAGGUCUUAGAAAAGCUUCCAAUGCUCCACCAAACAAAGGCCGGAAAGGAAAUGGAGAUGAAGAAGGCAUCAGGAGUUGUCAAACGGCUCAAAGUGGCCAUCGAGUGGCUAGAGAAGCUGUUCGAACUCACCAAGGGAGCUUUGAGGGGAACCUACGACCAAGCCAGGGUCGCCAACGGUCGUAAAGUAAGAUCAAACAAGGAGGCCGAAGAGGUCAGUGAUGCGGCCGAGGGUACCCUGAUCGUUGCCAUCAUGGCAUGGGUCAAACAGGGUGGCCCCAUGCCUGCCGGACUUACCGCUAGUGCUCAUCAACCUACUAGCACUGUCGCCGCCCCUGCAGCAACAGGUGAUGCACCUACAUCUCCUAUUUCACGCAACGCUACCCCUGCACGUCCCGCGCUCCCUCCUCAACCCUCUGCUGAGCCGCUUUCUAUCAACUACAACGCAGAUGCUGCCGCCGAGGCUGACGCUCUCGCCAUCUUCACACGCCAACCACGCCUCUACUACAACGAUAAUUACAACCACCAGUAG
This is a messenger RNA of Aureobasidium pullulans EXF-150, 2324 nucleotides long. RefSeq lists its product as uncharacterized. The record is from RefSeq and is a predicted model, not a curated record. The coding region runs from base 204 to 2324 and encodes 706 amino acids. Lineage: Eukaryota; Fungi; Ascomycota; Dothideomycetes; Dothideales; Saccotheciaceae. The transcript is spliced from 2 exons.